GAGUAGGAAAUUAAUCAGUGUUAAUCGUGAGGUGGUCAGAAGCGGUUGCUAGACUAGUAACAAUGAAGUUUUGGGCUUUUGCCGUUUUGGCAGCACUUUGCGGUGGUUCAGCAGAAGCUUAUCUCUGCAUGUGUUCGCCGAACAGCUGCGUAUUAAUUCAUCCGAAUACGGAUUUUUUUAAGAAUGCAGAAAGCUACUGCUCUACGUUCCGAACAGCGGCCCACGAUAUUUCGAUAAUCAAACUAAUGGACACUGAACUUGCUGCCGAGGCAUUCACGAAAUUCCCCAAUAUGACUUCGCUGGAAAUUUUCCAAGGUCAGCUAACCAAGUUUAACUCCGACACGUUCCACGGUGCUGGGAAACUAACGAAGUUGGUGAUAAGAGGAAAUGCGUUGACUGCCUUAGAAGACUACAGCUUCAAGGGAGCCGACAACAUGAAAGACCUCAUGAUUUCCGCUAAUCCUCUGCGAUCAGUCUCUGAGGACGCAUUUGCUAACCUGCAUCAGUUGGAAAUUUUAAUACUAGCUCAUGGAGAAAUUGCUGAACUACCAGGAAGACUAUUUAAUAAUAAUCGUGCAUUGAAGGUGAUUUCAUUAAACAGCAAUCAAAUAACUUCUAUUGAUGCGGAAAUCUUCAAUGGUCUCGAUGAACUUGCGAAGCUAGAUUUGGCAGAAAAUCAGUUAAAAGUGUUCGAUUUUAAAUUUCUAAAAGCGUCAAUUGUAGUAUUGAACAAUAAUAGUUUGGAACAUUUGGCAGUCAAUGAGCAUUGCAACUCAGUCUACGCGAACAAUAAUCGUAUCCAAACAAUCACGGUUGAUGGAAAUAACAUGGCCAAGCUAUCGUUGAUAAACAAUCGCAUUACUGAUAUCAGCAAUAUUACCAAGUUAACCAAUUUAACCAGUUUAUCGUUGGGAAGUAAUGCGCUAGUACGUGAUACGGGUUUCAGUUCUUUGGUCGCUCUGGAAGAACUGAUGCUUCAAUCUACCUACAUUGAUUUUUCACCGGAUACUUUUGCAAAUUUAGUAAAUCUGAAGAUAUUGGAUUUGUCGUACAACAAUCUUACCACGGUAGACUUUAAAAUAUUCGGCUCGCAAAAUUCACUUCAAGUUUUGAGCUACGUUGGCAAUCAGAUCAAAUAUUUUAAUUACCUUGAGGCCCGCGAGUACCUUCCACGAUUGCGUGUGCUCGAGAUCUGCAAAAACGGUUGGAACAGUAGCUAUUUUGAAAGCAACGUGGCACGGAUGAAAAAGUUCCAGAUAAACCCCGAUAUGCACGGAUUUGCGACCCAUUUCUUGUUCCGCGACGAUUUCAUUAACAUGUGUUCGGAAAAACUGUUUGUCGACUACAGCUACGAGGACUUUGCACCGAUCGAUGCUGAUAUUGAGGAUGAAAUUAAACUAUCGUACACAACUACAACCGCUUCGCCAACGUCUACGGAAGUUACGCUUACAACUUCGACGGGUAUGUCCACCGCAAGUUCGUCCACGCAGAAAACCAAUAAUGCACUCGAUGGGCCCUCGACGCAGCAUCAUCACAUCAUCGAACACAACUCGAACACUUCGGUUCCGGUUGCAAAAACCGCUAUGCGCGAACCGGAAAAGCCAGCUUCGCCAUUUUACAUUACAUUCCAGGUGUUGGUUUAUAUCCUCUCAGCAAUUGGACUGAUUUCACUCGUUGCUCUGGCAUACCUGUGGAGAAAACGGCACCUCAAUGUACGGCAUCUGACGGAAUUCAGUAGCGAAGUAUCAAACGAUGCUGUACGUUUGAUGUGAAACGACGGGACUAAGGAUUAAGUGAUAAAGAACUGAAGAAUGACUGAAAAUGAGUCAUGAUUCUCAGAAUCAUUGAUUUAUUUUGCUGCCAAAUCGCAAUUCGUUACUUUUUAGAAAUGGAAAAAAUAAUCAAACUUGUAGUGAUAACUGAAAGUAAACACCGCACUAAAACAACUGUAAACGUAAACCAAAUCAAAUUGGAAUAUAAUUUCUAGUCUGACU
Molecule: messenger RNA, 1994 nt
Organism: Sabethes cyaneus
Lineage: Eukaryota; Metazoa; Arthropoda; Insecta; Diptera; Culicidae
Product: leucine-rich repeat-containing G-protein coupled receptor 4-like
Exons: 2
Coding region: 63-1772 (569 amino acids)
Cellular component (GO): extracellular matrix
Molecular function (GO): protein binding
Source: RefSeq, a predicted model, not a curated record